UGUGAUGAUCGGGGUCGCUCGGUUCUCGUAGCGAAAUCCAGUGUUAUCUUUUUUUACAGCAUUCUGUUGAGCUGAUCAAAGACUACACCGACGUCUCCAAAUCAAAUCUUAAACAAGGUAUCUCCAAAAUGGACGUCUCGAGAUUGUAAUUAUUCUGGGGACUUCUGACGAAAAAGAAGAGAGCAAGUGAAAUGGCUGACAAAAAGACGAAACCCCCACGACCGCCUGCCCCCAACCUUGGGUCAAAAAAACGUCCUCUCCAAUCUACAGCAAUCUCUUUCCGUUACAACCCUCUGAUGGGAAGUGACGAUGAUGAGUUAAACGAAGAUGCCAAUAAAGGGAUCUCUUUUAUAACGACAAAGGCACCAACAAACAGCGGGCCUCAGCUCUCUAAAUCUCUAUCCCUUGACGGAGCUCCAUCUCUUGCCAGGACUGAGGCUAAGUCUAACAAGCAACAGCUCAGAAACUCCUUAGAUGAAAGUUACAAGAGAGGGAAAGACGCUCAAGCUGUGAAUAAAACACUUGACAGAUGUAAAGAGCAGGAGCUCAAAACCCAACCAUUGGCGUCACAUUCAAACGGAGUCGACAAGAAGAAAGGAGCAAUAGCCACAGACUUAGGGGAUGGGAAACUUGGUAAGCCAGUGAGAACAAAAAGUGGUUUGAUGAAAGUCCCCAACGCCAUUUUGAAGGAUGACCAAGAGGUGUCGGUUCUCCCGACUGACUGCGAGGAGGCCACAACAGACCCUCUUAGCUUCUUAGACAAAGUGAUGGAAGAACAACUUGAGAAACAAGCGUUAGAAGAAGAGGCAGAGUACAGAAAUAAACAAAGUCUCGCAAGUCAUCACAGAGCCAAAAGUCUUGAUAGCAGUGCGUCAUUCAAAAGCAAAGAACAAUCUGAAGAAACCUUGGACAUUGACCCUUGUUACUACACAGUCCCCGCUCCGUCAGAGCUCCCCGACGAACCAGUCAUCCCCAGACCCGUCUCGUCCGGAAGCCCGCGACUAAGACAACGAAAACCAACUCCUAAGGAUGUGAGUCUAAGUCUCUCAGGGCUUCUUGCAACAUCCAAAGAUGACACUGAAGAAGACGAGAAGGAAAUAUCUGCUUCUACGCAAAGCUCAAGGUCCACGCUAGACAGUCCUGAAGGGAAGCCAGAGUUAGUCUUGGACCCUGAACUCCAGAAAAGUCCAUCCACUCCAACAAUCAAAGAUGAAGUCCCUCAAGCAGCCGUAGAAACUCAGGCAACUUCAGGGUCUGCAGCGGUAGAUGAUGAGCUGACGACCACAGCGACGCUCAUCUUUCUCUCCCUUUUCUCCUUCAGUGUGUUUGUUUAUAAUUUCCGAUUCCCAGUCUAUCUCUACCUUCUGGAUGUCUUCUCUGGUAUGUUGCUGAUGUUUUUCUUCAUGCUGCUGUUCAUGUGGCUGACCAAGCCGAGUCGUUCCAGGUAUAGCAGAGAGGAAGUUGAUCGCCUUUGGGACGAUGAGGACAGUGUACCGCUGGUGAUUCCAGGAGUUGCUCAAUCGCCCUCUCUCCUACGAUCCAAGGAACAGAAGAAGGUUAUGCAGAAGCUAUUUGCCGAUGAGGAUGGCGCCAAGUCACAGGGAUGGAUGAACGAGCUACCUAUGACCUAUGACCCUGACAACUACCACACCAACCAGACCCAGUCGGUCUUUGUCCGCUUGGACGGCUACUCGUUGAGGCUUUCAAGACCAAAGCACAACAUUCCCCGUCGUGCUAUGUACAACGAACCAACAGUACACAAAGUUGAAUAUGUUCAUCAAAGGCACUAUGAUAUGAGAGAUAGCAAGGUUUAUCUGUUACCAAGUGGACUUGUUAAGAAACGUCUCUGGAGCAAGAAAUACCCCAUCUGCAUUGAGCUACCUAAGAAGGGCUUCUUGGUCGAACGCAAGGAAGCCCCAGAAAGAACUGACGAUUUUGACGCCAAAUCCCUGGGGUUCGACUACAUCCAGAAAGAGGAAUGCCAUGAUCGCAUCCUCUAUCUCUUUACAAGAACUAGUCGUGACAAAGAGGAAUGGUUCUGGAAGUUUGACAUUGCCUCCAAGUACGACAAGUUGGAUCACGGCCGACGCCCGAUCCAAACUCUGAAUAGAGAGGUGUUUCUGAUCGGGAACGAGAAGACCAAAGAGGGCGUCGCCCAGCAUCUUAAUCGUUCCGACCCAGAGGAUACUGCUGCCGUAAAAGGCGGAAUCGACUUCUACCGCUUCAUGACGAAAUUUAUGCCAAAGGAGAAAGACGCAAAAGAAGCCGUUACGCAGGUGGUCAACGUCAAAGCGGGGAAUGUCACCUACGCCAGCCCUGCAAAGCGUCAGCCCAAGGGGGAUGCUAAUGGACCAGGGGGUCCUCCUGUGGACUGGGUGAACGCUUUUGUUGCGAGGGUGUUCUGGGACUUCUUGAGGGAGGAGAGUUGGGCGGAAGUGGUGAAGACGAAGCUUCAGAAGAAGCUGAGCAAACUAAAGGUACCCUACUUCAUUGAGGAGUUAAAGAUCACCGGAAUCGACCUGGGAGUCAACGCUCCGCAGCUCCGUCGAGUCUCCAAGCCACGUAUGGACAGUCGCGGACUGUGGGUCGAUCUGGACAUAGCAUACAGUGGAUCGUGUAUGGUUUCCAUGGAGACAAAGGUCAACCUCUGGAGGUUGGGGAAAGGGGAGAAGUUCGACCGGGAGAUGACGGACUUGACACCAUUGAAGAAAGAAACCAAAGACAGAAAAUCCAGACGCCAAUCUCAACUAGAUGAAGCGAAGAGGCUGAUACCAGGCUAUGAGUAUGAGAAGCCAAGGAGUGCUUCCUUAGCAGCAUUAGACAGUGAAGAGGAGGAUAGUGCAGAGUCGUCCGAUGAGGAAACCGAUGAAGCUUUCAUCUCACCAGAAGUAACUCUCCCAACUACCGAAUCAGACUCCUCAAAAGGCUCAGGGAAAAUCAUGCGCCUUGUCAACAAAAUUGCCAGCUCCAAGUAUUUCCAGAGCGCUACACAAAUGAAGUACAUCAAGAAAGCAAUUGACGAGGUGUCCAAUACGCCAGUUGAACUCACGCUGGAAGUAAAGCAACUCAGAGGAAGGUUGUGUGUGAACAUUCCGCCACCUCCAACGGAUAGAUUCUGGUUUGGGUUCAGGGACAAACCACACCUGUGGCUUUCAGCUAAACCAAAGCUUGGUGCUCGACAGGUCACCCUGACUCCUAUUACUGAUUACAUCGAGAAGAAACUAGAGCUGGAGUUCCAGAAAGUGUUUGUGCUGCCCAACAUGGACGACCUCCCAAUACCCAUCAUGACGAGCAACAUAUUUGACAACAACCCAGUCUAAAUAAACCAUGCUGCGGCCAUCUUGGUUGGGGUCCCUGCUUGCAGAUGUAAUCGAACUGCUUAGAAUCAACAAACAAAAUGGGCCUGACUGCUACGUUGGUUUUAAUUAUUGAUGUAAAGACUGCGUUAACACCCCCUCCCCCCCACCCCCAAAAAAAAAUAUAUGUUAAAACUGCAAAUACUGCAUUGCUUCAGAACAUUGCAUAAAAAUAAAUGAAUGUUUUAAUCUUAUAAUUUGAUCUACACAAAGACAUUUUGAUCAUUGUGCUUCUUGUGUGCUUCUUGUAAGUGCCGACGCAAGAUAAUUAAAGAAACACAAGUUUUCCAAAUCGUUGUGGCCUUGUUGCUGAAAAGUAAAGUAUUGCUUUUAAUUUCAGUAUUUUAUAAGUUCUUUUGUACGCCUAAAGCUUGGUGUUUUAAUUUAUAUUCAGUGUUAGUGCAGUUUAGGUAUGAGUGCUGUAUUAUUCAUUAAUUGUAUAGUGUAUAUUUUUGGUAUUCUAUCUCGACCAACGAUUUUACGUUUAUUUCUUACACGAAAUUAUAAACUAGAUUAAAACACUGUCUAGUACAAUAACCUGCUAUAAUUUACUGCUAACAUUUGACUAAUGACAGAGUUGCUACAUCGCAUGAUUCUGUGCAACCGUUUGCAUAGAAUAACAAAGUAAGCUACAGAGCAUGUGUCCAUACACAAUUUUGAAUGAAUGCGUAUGGCACAAUAACUAAACAAGUUAUUACAUUAUUCAAAUCUGAAUCACCAUUUUUAUUCAUCCCAAUUCAAAGUUUAAUUUGUCUAUAUUGCUGGGAUGAAAACAAAAUCUACAGUAUUUUUGCUUUGCUUUUGAUUUAUUGUUUGUGAUAACAAUUCAACUGAAGACAAGAUUCUACGCCGUUUCACAUGAAAAACAGAAAUCAAAUCUGUUAUUUAAAAAAAUCUUAAUUUUUGAUGCACAAUAAUUUAUUAAUUUGUUGCCUGAGUUCAAGAACUCUAGUUUUGAUGCACAAAAUAUAGUUAAAAAUCACUCAGUAGGCCUAUUAACUAUCCCUUGACAUUCUGGAGACACAAUAACACACAUCUCAAUUUAAAUGUUUCCACUAUCACGGUUGUCUUUUUUUGUCACCGUUUUUCCGUCCCGAUGACUGUGUUUGAGCAGUUCCAUUAGGCCCCGCCCAACACAUCACUGUGCCCAUGUAGGUGUGGCAACUCAUGCAUGUUGCUGCAACCAAUGCUAGGCCCAUAUCACACCAAGCAAUUUACAGGCAACCAGUUUCAGUCAAUCUCAAAGAAAAAAAGCAUUCACAUUUUAAUGUUCAAAUGUGUCUUGGGGUUCGUAAGACAUUGUUUGAAAACAUACUUAUUUGCUACCCAAGGGGUCCUGCAGCAUGCACUGCAGUUGGUUGCUUCCAAGUUGCCCGUAAAAGUUGCCUUGUGUGACAGGGCCUUUUAAAACACACAAAAAGUCAUGUUGCAGUAAAUGGUACGUUAAUAUGUGUGUCCUAAAGAAAUUUGUGUAGCUGGGAGGAUGUUAUGUACAGUGACAAAGGAAAUAACAAAAAAAAUAUCUCAGUAGGAUUUGAAAAAAUAUCUCCACAGAGUUUUAAACAAAUAUAAUGUAUGUGCAUUCAGGGUCGUUAUUGGUCAAUGCAAAUAAUUAGUAAGAGUAAAUAUUUCGUUCACAGUUUUGCACAUCACUUAUGGUAUAAAGACGGUCAUGGUGGCAACCUAAAAUGUUGUUUUUGAGAAAUGUCACUGUAAAAACGUUUAGUCUCAUGAUUCCCAAAUCCCAUGUUUGAAACAGUAAAGUCUUUGUUCACCAUUUUCUUGUGACUCCAUUGAUCGAUUCAGCUUAAACUUUCACAGGUUUGUCAUUUCAUGUAUUGUUGGAUCACACAAAGUUUGGGUUUGGUCUUUGACACUAACCAACGUUUGCCUUUUGCUUUAAGUGGCUUAAUAGAACAGUAUUAUUGUUAAGACCUAUUUAAUGCAAUAAAACAAUGGUUUGACUGCUCAGAAAUCUAGUCAAAUGCCUGUAUUUUUUGGAAAGAUUUGGGAAAGUGUGAUGAAAACUAUCACAACCUAUAAUAGUUGUACAUAAUCUCAUGGUUUGUUUUUUUCAGUUCAAAACAAUGAUUUCAAAAUAUAUACACCAAGCAUUAAUACUGACGUUUCUUAUUUGUAAUGUAAUUUUCUACUGUUGUAAGAUUUAUGCUCAUAUUUUGCAUAUUAUGCCACUUGUUUACUGUCUUUUUAUUUACAUUUUGUUUACAGCAUGUACAUUAUUUGGCCUACAAGGGCCAAAUUUCAUGGCUCUGCUUACCAUAAGCAAAAAAACCUGCACUAACGGAAGCAGCAAAACACGCACUAACGGGCUAUUUCACAGGUUUGCAGGGAAUUACUAGGCGUUCUUUGCUUACACAGCCAGCGCAGAAAUUUGACGCCUGCAUAGAUUAGCAAAAAGUGGUGAACUUUUGCUUGUGCAAGUGCAUGUGCAUGCGUGUACGUAGUGCAGAAAUUCGGCAAUUGCACAGAUUAGUGAAGAAUAGUGAUCGCAAGCGCAGAAUUUGGCGGAAAGCAGAGCCAUGAAAUUUUGCCCAGUUUAACAUGUCGUUAAUUUGUUGUUGUUUUUUGCAUCAGCUUGAUCUGUAUUGUAUAAGAAAAUAUUUUGCAAAGAAUUUUUUGAAAAGGAAGCAAAAAAGAGAGAAAUUGAUGUGCAAUAUAGCAGAUUUAGAUUAAUUUUGUGAAGACAGAAAUGAAACUAUUUAGAAAUUAAAAAAGAACUAAAGUAAUUUAUAGGAGAUCUAUUUAUGAUUAUAUUUGUAUUAAUUGCCUUAUAAAAUGUAUAUUGCACUAAAUUGUAAGUGACUUGUUGAGCUUAUUAUUGACCUGUCUAAUGUAUUGAAGAAAAUGGCGUUGUGAAGAGAUUUGACCUUUACAAAAUCUAGUAUGCCUGCAUGAGUUUGAAAAAUUCAAUUACUUGAUAAAAAAUACUGAAAUCCCAUGGGUGGUUAUACAAGAGAACUGUCUUGUAUUCCAGCCACACAAUCCUCAAGUCCGAGAUGGAGUUUAGCUGAUCACGCAUUGACUAUAGUCUGUGCAAGUCUCAUGCAUAUUAAAAUACCUUUGGGACCACUUUGGUCCUACUUGCUUUUCUGUUAACAUGUGAAAAGGACAAACUUGUGCACUUUAGAACAGGUCCCAAUCGUUGAAUGUGUGAGCGACCUUAAGUCUUUUGUGGGUUGGCCCUUUAGGUGGAGUCCCAACUGUAAAAAUGUAAUAAAACUGAGACUUAUGAAGGAAAUGUAUUGAUAGUGUUUGUGUCGAACUGAACUGGGUGCAUGUAAAGCUGUUAAUGUUAAUCUUAAUAAGCCAGAUAAAUAAAAGACGCUCAACUGCAAUUUGAAA
Molecule: messenger RNA, 6719 nt
Organism: Asterias rubens (European starfish)
Lineage: Eukaryota; Metazoa; Echinodermata; Asteroidea; Forcipulatida; Asteriidae
Product: testis-expressed protein 2-like
Exons: 11
Coding region: 192-3320 (1042 amino acids)
Cellular component (GO): endoplasmic reticulum
Molecular function (GO): lipid binding
Source: RefSeq, a predicted model, not a curated record